AUGAAAUCCAUAUUUAUGGAUUCGCAACUAAGAAAAGAUUUGAAAUUCAAUAGUGAGAUGAACCGCUUAAUGGAAUUAUUGUUUUAUUUUAUCGCUCAUCGAAAUGCGGAUUUGCGGCUGAUUUGUGAACAAACGCUCGAUUGUAUUUUGCACUUUAUGAUCGUGGAAUUUAAUAGUUCACGAGCUAUUCUCAUAUUGAUGUCUGAAAUAAAACGAAAUGGUCGAGCGCGUUCACUUGUUGCAGCAAUUGUACGUUUUGCAGAUAUCAUUAGAUACGUAAAAGGCAAUCGUAUAAGAGCGAUUAGUAUUCAUUUCAUUUCUGCGUUAUUAUCGAUUAUUAAAAGACCGGAGGAAAUGGUGCAAAGUGUUUUAGAACGCUGUAUUCCGACAAUUUUUCAGUUUUUUAGUCGCGAAUCAAAUGUUCAAGUCAGUGAUGAUGCACGACAACUUCUUCAACUAGCUUUGGUUAAUCUUGAACUGUGUGGGACAGCAAAUCGAGCAGCAGUGAUGAUUAUUUGGCAGUUAUCAGUUUGGUUUUGCGAUAUCAGAAAGAUGGCUUUGCAGAAUUUCUGUAAAACAUUAGCAUCGGCUCAUGAUCAUGAUGGAAGAAAUAUUCUAGUGGGAACGCUGAAUUCACUUCGUUAUUUAUGGCCGCAGUUUGCAUUAAGCAGCGAUAAAGAUGAAUGCAAGAAAUACCAAUGUAUAAUUUAUAAUGUUUUACGUUGCUUAUAUUCCCGUCAUAAUGACGUUAUUAUUGCUUCGCUUGAAUUGUUCGAGCGUAUUGUUUCUACAUCAUUUCCAAAUGUUAUGAAUUCCCAAUUUUUCCCUCAAUAUUUCGCAGCAACUUUUCUGGAAACAGAGGAAUAUAACGCUAAAAUUUCUGUUUCACCGCAAUUACGAUUGCAAGAAGUUCCAAGUAAUAUAAGUUCCGUGAGAACAAGUCCAACCGAUUCUUUAUUCGGUGAUUCCUCAAACCUAAAAGAUUUAAAUGAUUCAUUUGUUGAAAUUUAUUCGGAUAUUGAGAGUAGGAAUUCAGAAAUGGCGAAUGAACUGAACACAGAGGAUGAAAUAAUUGAUCCACUGCGUCACGAUAUAGAUUCAACCGAAAUAGUUUCAAGUGAUGUGAAGCAAAAUUUUCUGGAAUUAUCUUUCAGCACUUCUAGUCCUCAAUCAUUUGUGACUUCCAUACCAUACUCUUUGACUGCCGAAUUUUCGUCGAAUGCUGUAUAUGAAUAUGCAUCAGUAUUAAUUGCUCGUCGAUUUCUCUUAGCGAACCAGUGUUUUCAACUUAUAACUGAUCAAGAUGUUCGUGUUAGUCAUAAGAUUCUAGCUAUGGCAUGUAUGUCGCAUUUAGCCCUUUAUUUGCCAGAAUUUCUCGAAAUACCUCUAAAUUUAAGAGGUGGUUUAGGAGUUCAGCAGUUGAAAGAUAUUCAGUUAUUUCUUACUCAUGAGGAUGACCAGCUUAAAGCUGCAACAAUCACGGUUAUUGUUAAUGCUGCUCAAUCAGCUUUUCGGUAUUUGGGACAUCGUUUCAUAGGUCUGUAA
Dracunculus medinensis (Guinea worm) is the source of this 1545-nucleotide messenger RNA. NCBI's taxonomy places the organism in Eukaryota, Metazoa, Nematoda, Chromadorea, Rhabditida, Dracunculidae. The record is from the annotation of a GenBank genome assembly.